Aquila chrysaetos chrysaetos is the source of this 2985-nucleotide messenger RNA. RefSeq names its product R-spondin 2 (gene RSPO2). Lineage: Eukaryota; Metazoa; Chordata; Aves; Accipitriformes; Accipitridae. The transcript has 6 exons. Bases 258 to 983 code for a protein of 241 amino acids. The record is from RefSeq and is a predicted model, not a curated record.
ACCCGGCGGCGGGGCGGGAUGGCGGCGGGGCCGCGCCGCGGAAGCGCGGGGGAGAUGCUGGAGGCGGCUCCGAGUUCGCAGCGCCCGAGAGGGGAAGCGGGAGGCGUGUGAGCUCCUGCCGGUCCCCGCGGCAGCCGCUGCCCCGCGGCGCUCCGCCGGCCCCCUGCUCGCCCGCGGCUGCUCGCAGCCCCGCACGCCGCCGGCCUCCGCCGCCCCUCGCUGCCGCUGGAGGAGGCUGCCCACCCCAGCGGCGCAGGAUGCAGUUUCGCCUCUUCUCCUUUGCCUUGAUCAUCCUGAACUGCGUGGAUGACGGCCACUGCCAAGCCGGCCGCUGGAGACGCAGCAAGAGAGCUAGCUAUGGACCAAAUCCAAUUUGCAAAGGCUGUUUAUCUUGUUCAAAGGAUAAUGGGUGCAUCAGAUGCCAACACAAGUUAUUCUUCUUCCUACGAAGAGAAGGAAUGAGACAAUAUGGUGAAUGCUUGCAUUCCUGCCCAUCGGGGUACUAUGGACUCCGAACGCCAGAUAUGAACAGAUGUUCAAGAUGCAGAAUAGAAAACUGCGACUCCUGCUUUAGCAGAGACUUUUGUACCAAAUGCAAAACUGGCUUUUACUCGCACAGAGGCCGCUGCUUCCGAGGAUGCCCCCCUGGAUUUGCAGCCUUGGAAGAGCUUAUGGAAUGUGUGGAAGGCUGUGAAGUGGGUCAGUGGAGUGAGUGGGGAACUUGCAGCAGAAAUAACAAAACCUGUGGAUUUAAGUGGGGCCUGGAAACGAGGACAAGACAAAUUGUGAAGAAGCCAGCAAAAGACACAAUACCAUGCCCAACCAUUGCAGAAUCCAGACGCUGUAAAAUGGCCAUGAGGCAUUGUCCAGGAGGGAGAAGGCCAACAAAAACAAAGGACAAGAAAAAGAAGAAGAAGAAUUUGAUGGAAAGGGCUCAGAAGCAGCACAGCAUCUUUUUAGCGACAGAUAAAACAAGCCAGUAAAGACUUGAUUUUCUUUAAUAUAUUUUUUGCGAAGUGCACAAAAGCUGCUAUAUGCUCCUGCCCAUGGAUGCACUACGAUUCAGCUGCUUUGACAGUAUUGGUGGCAAAUAACUUGUGAAAAAAAAAAAGCCCACAAGCUUGUUUGUUUUAUUUAUAUAUUUUUUAUUUUAUUUUUUUCCUCUCAUUUUUGACCUGAAGACUUCAAGGUCAGGAGUGCACUGAGUUGAAUCAGUGAAAGUGGUGCUGAAGUAUGUCAAAGAUUCGUCCUGAGUGCCUGGUCACCAUGUUGACACGGAAGGGAAGCAGGAAAGAAACCUAUGUAUCACCAUUAGGCGGACUUGUGCAUAUUUAAAUAAAAAAAAAGGAAGUCUUGGAGGUGUAGGUACUAUUGCAUUUAUGGCCUUUGUUUCCUUAUUUGUACAUUUCAAGAGUAAAUGGAUAUGACUUACCUACAUAGCGUUAAUGUACAUUGUUCUCAGCACCUGCUACAUUGAAACAGUUGUGUAAUAAAACUGCUUUAAAGAUAAUAUACCACAGGAAUUACUGCUUAGACUUACAGAAGCACAACAGACCCUAUGUGUACAUAUUAAUCUGUCUACAUAUAAAUGAACAUAUUUACUGUACAUCUAUGCAUUUUUAUGUAUAAUACUUUAUACAUGUUUAAAGUUAUGUCCUGUUGGUUCUAGUAAUAUACUUUAAAGUAAUCCAGUAAAUGUUUACUUUUUACUAUGUUUUAAGUAUCUUCUCAUAUUUCUCAAUAGUUACAAACUGGAUUUUUUUUCUCAUUUGUAAAGUACAUUCACAUGGCUAAACUACCUUGUACUGACGCUCGCAAUGGAGUGUCAGCUCUGAAGUAUACUUGCCAGAGUAGUAAACCACAAAUCUUUUCUGCUAUUCUGUACUACUAUCUCAGCCCCAGUGUAUUUGUCUCAGAAAAAAGAAGUGUAACUUUUUUAAGAAGUGGCACAAUGAUAGAUUUUUUGAGUGUCAGGAGAGAAAUGACGUGGGAAGUUCUUGGUAUCUAAGAUUGUAUGUGUAGUUUUUUUCAAAUAUAAUCCAUAAUGUUUUAUUUCUGUUAGUCCUGGUCCAGUCAGAUACAGCAAACAAAUACCUGAAUAGGGGAGAAAUAAAAGAAAAAGCUAUGUGAGUUCAGUCAUUCAAAAGUAUAGCAAACACCAGUGUCCCGGUAUUGCCAGUUAUUUGUGGAAGUUUAGCAAAUUUAAUCUGCAUCUGGUGUUUGGUUUGGGUGUUUUUUGGGGAGGGGUGGAGAGAAUUUUCUGUGUAGGAAGUUAAAAUGGCUCAGGAUGUUUAAUUUGGUAAUCCAGCAUUAUUGGGCUUGCAUUCAAGGAGAUUUUUUUAAUAUCUGCUGGGAAAAGCCCAUGCUAAAAUGGCUGUCAUUUAUGCUGUCACUUAGAGAAGUUAUUCCAGAUCUAGGACUAAAAAUUGCAUAUGACCUACCCAAAGCAAGGAAAAGGUAAAACAGACCCCAGACCCAUGCAGAACUCUUUUUGACAUAUACUUUAGAAAAAUCCCACAAAUCUCAGUUUUAGCUUUAUGGGUUAUAUGCUUUACAAAUAAACUAGGGGAAAAAAAACAUCUGUAAGCACAAAUAUAUACAUAUUUAGCUAGGACAAGUGUUGCUACAAAAAUGUGCGGUAGUUAGGCACAUAUGAAUGUUCCAUGAAACCGCUUGUGGACUUCCAGUUAACCAUGAUGUUUUCACCAUCUUUCAUUUAGAAUAUGUUCAUAUUUACCUAGAACAUAAUAAAGUUAAGGACAGUAAGAUUGUUCUGAUCCUGGGCUGCUAUUUUGGACAUUAAAUGCUCACUUAAAAAAAAUAAAAGACAAUAAAAACUGUAGCUGCCUGUUUGCUUACUGGUUAUCAAAUUUGGCUGUAAGUGCAGUGAAAGCCCUUAUACAAUCCUUCUAGUAGUGGUUACAAAUAUUGUAUUAGGCAUGUCAUGGAAAGAAUGCUACAAAAUACAAUAAAAUGAUGUCACAA